Panicum virgatum (switchgrass) is the source of this 666-nucleotide messenger RNA. RefSeq names its product heavy metal-associated isoprenylated plant protein 2-like. Lineage: Eukaryota; Viridiplantae; Streptophyta; Magnoliopsida; Poales; Poaceae. The transcript is spliced from 3 exons. Gene Ontology annotation, molecular function: metal ion binding. Bases 1 to 423 code for a protein of 140 amino acids. The record is from RefSeq and is a predicted model, not a curated record.
AUGCCCGACGACUCCAAGAAGAUCGUGCUCAAGGUGGACAUCGCCGGCGACGAGUGCAGGGCCACCCGCGCCAUGAGCAUCGUCGCCAAGUUCUGCGGGGUGAAGUCGAUGGCGGUGGACGGCGAGAAGGGGACGCUGACGGUGGUGGGCGCGGUGGACGUGGUGCGCGUGGCCAAGGCGCUCCGCAAGGCCGGCUUCGAGGCGCGCGUCCUCAGCGUCGGCCCGGAGAAGGCGGAGGAGAAGAAGCCCGACGAGGCCGCCGCCAAGAAGCCGGCCGACGACGAGCCCAAGAAGCCGCCGCCGUGCUGCCCGGGAUGCAGCGCCUGCUGCCCGCCACCAGCUCCGGGCCCGGUGGCUCCUUUCCCCGGCGCCGUCGUGUGCUACGAGGAGCGCCCCCCGGGCAACGACUGCGCCAUCCUCUGACGAUGAUCUCAGGCUACCGGACUAGAGGUUGCAAUGCCACUCGUGCAUUUUCAAUUUUGAUAGUUCCGUUCAUCCUCAAAGAUCAAAAGGCAAUGUGAAUCUGUGUAUGAUUGUAUAAUGCCAGGAUACAAACAUACGGAUUAUCCUCGCAAAAAAAAACGGAUUAAGCUUUACUUACCUGAUAAUAACUCGUUUGUUGAACUUUUUUUUUUUUGUCUUGUCGCAUUCGAAAGAAAUCAAAAG